Ziziphus jujuba (common jujube) is the source of this 2080-nucleotide messenger RNA. Its product is annotated as probable disease resistance protein At4g27220. Bases 76 to 1914 code for a protein of 612 amino acids. NCBI's taxonomy places the organism in Eukaryota, Viridiplantae, Streptophyta, Magnoliopsida, Rosales, Rhamnaceae. The record is from RefSeq and is a predicted model, not a curated record. The transcript is spliced from 2 exons.
AUAGUACAGAAGAAACCCUAAAGUCGAACAGGUCCAUACCGCGGGGGCGCUGCCCCCGCACCCCCGUCGAGCUCAAUGGUGGGCUACGACCUCCGCUUCCACCACAAAGCUCCAAAUUUUUCUCCAAAAUUAGUUUCACCAAAUGGGUCGCACCGCGAGCUUUUUGGAUCGAGUCAACAAGAAUUCGGGUCACUAACUCUAACAGUAAAAGCAUUGAGAGGUAAAAGCCUGCACUCAUGGAAGGAUGCUUUGAGACUUCAAAAAAUGGGUGAAGGAAAAGAGAUACAAGAAAAAGCAUACUCGGGCAUUGAAUGGUGUUACAAUCAGUUGGAAGGUGAGGAAGUGAAGUCAUUGUUUUUGAUCUGCGGUAUGCUUGGGAAAUUCCACUUCUUUGACGACUUGUUGAAAUGUACAAAGGGCUUGGGUUUGAGUUUGUUUGAAGGCAUCAAUACAAUGGAAGAAGCACGCAGUAGAUUGCAUUCAUUGGUUGAUAAACUCAAAGACUCUUGUUUGUUGCUAGACACUACUAAUAAAGAAGGGCUCAAAAUGCAUGAUCUUAUUCUUGAUGUUGCAAGAAAAAUUGCAUCUAGAAAUCGGCAUUUUUUAUCAUUAAUAGAUGGAGAUGAAUUCAAGGAAUGGCAGAACAAAGAAUUCCUUGAAAAGUGCACCUUGAUAUCUUUCAUUCGGAUCAAUAUUCCCAAGCUUCCUGAACAGUUGGAAUGCCCAAACUUACAAUUAUUCCAUUUGCAUUCUGCAAAAAAAUCACUGCCAAUUCCAGAGAACUUUUUUAAGGAGAUGAAAGAACUCAAAGUUUUAGAUUUAACCAAAAUCCGUAUGCCAUCACUUCCUCCAUCUAUUCAUUUUUUAAAAAAUCUGCAAACAUUGUGUCUAGAUCAGUGCGAAUUGAAGAAUAUAGCCAUGGUUGGUGAACUAAGGAGCUUGGAAAUUCUUAGCUUUGUGGCAUCCAAGUUUAAACUGUUACCCAAUGAAAUAGGUCAGUUGACUCGACUACGGGUAUUGAAUUUGAGUGGUUGCUCUCAACUUGAAGUGAUUCAUCCGAAUGUCAUAUCAAGCUUGAUAAAAUUAGAAGAAUUGGGGAUGAAUAACAACUUCAUCAAGUGGGAGAUUGAAGAUGUCAGUAAUAUCAGUGAAAGAAGCAAUGCUAGCCUUGCAGAGCUAGAGCACUUGUCUAACCUGACUACAGUAGACGUAAAUGUUAAGGAUGCUUUUCAGUUAUCAAUUAACUGUUUCUCUGAAAAGUUGGUAAAUUUCAAGAUAUGUAUUGGUGAUGUUUGGAAUUGGUCUGUAAAAUAUGCAACUUCAAAGACGCUGAAACUUAAGCUCUCUCAAACCAAUCAAUUGGACCAAGGUCUUCAAAAACUAAUGAAAAAGUCUGAAAAAUUGUACUUGGAUGUAUUGGAGGGAGUUACAGAUAUUGUUGAUCAACUUGAUGCGGAUGGUUUUCCUCGACUGAAAUAUCUCCACGUCCAAAAUAAUCUUGAAAUUUUACAGAUUGUGAACUGCUGGAGUUCUUCUCAUAUUGCAUUCCCUAACUUAGAGGCAUUAUUUCUAAGCAACCUUGUGAGUUUGGAAAGUCUAUGCUCUGGCCAACUACCACGUGGGUCUUUUAAACACUUAACAACCAUAGAAGUGGAAAAGUGUCCCAAAUUGAAGAACCUAUUUUCGUUUUCUAAUGUCCUACACUUUUUGCAGCUUCAAGAAAUAAAAGUGGUUGAUUGCAAUGACAUGAAAGUGAUUGUUGAUAAAAAAGAAGAAAAUUUUGAGGCACUAGUAAAUGAUCGCAUUGAAUCUUUUCAAUUACAAUCUUUGACACUACAAAGUCUACCAAAUCUUACUUGUUUCGCCUCAAGUAAUAAUAGAAAUACAGUAAGAUUCGAAGAGAUCAUUCCGUAAUGAGACCAUUGAUCCCAUGGAACUCUUCGGUCAUCAGGAACAGGUUGCGUUCCCCAUGCUUGUUGCGAACUUAACGAGUUUGAUCGUGGAUGGCUGUGGUGGUUUAAGAUUCUUGUCCUCGUCUACCAUGGCCAUAACUUUGUGCAACUCAAAAAGCUUCGGAUAA